AUGGAGCCAGCGACAGUGAAGUGGAACGAAGCAGUUCAGAAGCGAGUUGGUGAGACAUCCAGCAUGCUCAAUCAGAUGAAAGGCAUCAAAAUGAUGGGUUUGACGGAUUUCUUUCUUAAAAUGGUGCAAGGCCUAAGAGUCAAAGAGCUCAAAGUUUCUGCCAAGUUCCGAUGGUUGCUCGUCUACUUCAACGCCCUUGCCAUGAUUUCUGCCCAGUUGACUCCUGUGGUUGUCAUCAUGUCUGCAAUCUACUGGACCAAGGCAGAUGAAGGUCUGAGUGUCGCAGAAGCCUUCACAUCGCUAUCCUUGAUUUCUGUUGUGACUCAACCACUUGUCAUGAUUCUCGUCUCUUUGAUGCAGAUUGCAGGUGUGCUCGGGGGCAGCGGCAGAAUUCAAGCGUUCUUGCUUCUGGAUGAGCAGAUUGUCACUAAGGAGGCGGUCGACGUUGAUGCCAUCACCAUACAAAACGCCAGGUUUCAGACACCUGAUGGAAAUUCUUUGCUCACCAACAUCAACCUCCGAAUCUCGCCCGGGACACUCAACAUGCUCGUGGGUAGAGUAGGCUGCGGCAAGUCAUCACUCUUGAAAGCGAUCAUCGGCGAGCUUAUACCAGCAGAGGGGACAGUCAAGGCCCAGGAUUCUCUUGCGUAUUGCGACCAGGUACCAUGGCUCCGCAACACCACGAUCCGAGAAAAUAUCGUUGGACAGUCGCCGAUGGAUGAGAAGUGGCUGUCGACAGUUCUUCAUGCUUGCGCUUUGGAAGAGGAUCUCCAUCAAUUGCCCCAGGGUCAAGAGACAAUUGUUGGCUCCGGUGGAGUGGCUUUGAGUGGAGGCCAAAAGCAGCGGGUUGCCCUUGCGCGAGCUGUCUAUUCGCGCAAGAAGAUGAUUAUACUCGAUGAUAUCUUCAGCAGCCUUGACAAAACGACUGCAGAUACAGUCUUCCAUCGCCUCCUGAGAGCGGAUGGUUUGCUCCGGACGAGCACUGUUGUCUUAGUAACCAGUAACGUUCACUAUCUGCCCUUCGCGGACUUCGUUACAGUGAUUGAAGACGGUCGCAUCACUCGCAAUCAAGUUCUAUACUCUCAACUCGAAGCCACCGAAACUCUAAACACUAUCGCACCAAUCGAAUCCCGGGAGUCUACACAGAAAGACAUAGUCAAGCUUACUCCGAAGAAGGAGAUUGACUUGGCUCGGAAGACAGGAGAUACGGAUUGCUACAAGAUAUAUGUGAGGUCGAUGGGUUGGAAAGUCAUUAGCAUCAUUUUUCCACUUUCUGUGAUUGGCGCCGUCCUUGAAGCCAUGCCUCGUGAGUAUUAUGUUCGUCGUUGA
Messenger RNA from Fusarium musae, 1329 nucleotides. RefSeq lists its product as uncharacterized. Gene Ontology annotation, molecular function: ABC-type transporter activity; ATP hydrolysis activity; ATP binding. Bases 1 to 1329 code for a protein of 442 amino acids. Lineage: Eukaryota; Fungi; Ascomycota; Sordariomycetes; Hypocreales; Nectriaceae. The record is from RefSeq and is a predicted model, not a curated record. Gene Ontology annotation, biological process: transmembrane transport. Gene Ontology annotation, cellular component: membrane. The transcript has 3 exons.